Molecule: messenger RNA, 1689 nt
Organism: Sclerotinia sclerotiorum 1980 UF-70
Lineage: Eukaryota; Fungi; Ascomycota; Leotiomycetes; Helotiales; Sclerotiniaceae
Exons: 1
Coding region: 1-1689 (562 amino acids)
Biological process (GO): regulation of DNA-templated transcription
Cellular component (GO): nucleus
Molecular function (GO): zinc ion binding
Source: RefSeq, a predicted model, not a curated record
AUGUCUCUCACACAAUUACAAAACCUACUACCUCUACCACAGGAAGACUUAAAGCAAGUACUGGAUUAUGCAAAUACACUUUCCAAACCCGCCGCCGCAGAACACUUCAACAAUCUACUAGGAGAAUCACCCGGCAGUAUCGAAUUUAUAUCUUCAUUCAACUCUAGACGACAAGAUCCUACCAUCAAAUCAAAUCCGCAGACUCAGACAUACUCACAAGCAUCAGCACAAUCUUCCGCCCAAGCAUCGACAACCACCGGAGUACCGAAAUCAACUCGAGCACCAAAAAAAAAGAAGGCACCUAUUCAUACUCCAGCACCACGCCAAAUACAAGAUACAUAUGCGGGGCAAGGAACGGUAUAUAAAAAGAAAGACGAAGACGAUUAUGUAUCUCGAAAAUCCACUCCUGUAUCUUCCUCAAAGUCUGCAGCAGCAAUCAAUUCUUUCGCACUCGACAGCACUCCCUCCGCGAUCCAGGCACCCACCCCUCGUCCUCCUCCUUCUGCAGCUGGCAGCCUAAUAUCAGAUUUUGGAAAGAAAUCCAAAUCUACCUCUUCCUCUCGCGCCGCAUCUCAAAAUCCUUCUCGCAAUGCUUCUCCAGCUCCAAAAACAAAAGUCAACAUUACAGGCGGAAAUGCCAUGCACGGCGCCUCAACCGUCCUUAAUGAUCUCGACGCCGCGAUCCGCACACUCGAAAUAUCCACAAAUGCUUCCCUCUCUGCCGACCCCUCAAAAAGAAAAUGUAACUGCAUAGCAACCCGUCAUCCAUUGCUAGCCGCCGCGCCCAAUUGUCUCAACUGUGGAAAAGUAAUCUGUGUAAAAGAAGGUCUUGGUCCAUGUACAUUCUGCGGAUCUGCUAUUCUGGGCAAAGACGAAAUCCAAUCCAUGAUCCGCACACUCAAAGAAGAGCGCGGGGUUGAGAAACAAAGAUUAGACGCCUCUUCUCAUCGACGAGCUGAAGUAUCUCGAACACCUGCGCCUUUCUCUGCGCCAAAAACUCUAGAUAUGACACCUGCGGAACAAAAAGCUAAAGAACAUCGCGAUAGGUUACUAGGAUUCCAGGCACAGAAUGCGAAGAGAACGACGGUUAGAGACGAAGCUGCGGAUUUCGAUACAAGUUUAGCAACUAGUAUGGCGGUGGGGGGAGGAAGUGGAAUGGGUGGUAUGUGGUCUAGUCCAGCUGAGAGAGCAAGGGAAUUGAAGAGACAGCAGCGAGUUCUAGCUGAACAGGAAUGGAACGCCAGACCGGAAUAUGAAAAGAGGAGACAGGUUGUUAGUGUAGAUUUAGUGAAUGGGAAAGUGGUGAAACGAAUGGCGAAGAUUGAGACGCCGAAGUUUGAGAGUGAUGGCGAAGAUAAUGAUGAUGAAGAUGUUGUGGAAAUGGAACUAGUUUCGGGAUCGGGACAUAAUGGGGGUGGUGGAACGUUUAGUCGUAACCCAUUGCUAGGGGGUCUUAUUAAACCUGUUUGGAGUGCAGGGAAGGGGAAGGGGAAGGAAACGGAGACGGAGGUGGAGGUGGAGGGGGAUGCAUAUACUAGGAAAAAGAAAACGUGGAGGAGAGUACAGCAUGAUAUGGAUGAUAAUGAGGAUAUUAUAUUAGAUGGAGGAGCUUUUGGUGGGGGUAAAGGACCUGGGAAGGGAAAUAGAAGGGAGGGGGUGGAGGAACAUGCUGUUGGUUCAGAUUGGUAG